AUGGCAGCUACAUCACUGGAAACGCCAUAUGACUAUUAUUCGAAUUCCUCAACAGAUGGUAAUCGAGGUGAAACCGUAACUGCCGUUUUUACUAAAGAACGACCAACUUUAUUACAGCGAAUGAUUGAUUCUUUCAAACCUGCACAGGCAACUCAAAACAAUUCGAUUGAAUUGGACGUGGCUAGCCCAGGAGAGGAACGAGGUAAUGGUGUUGACAAAGAUGAAAGCAAGUUGCAUCAAACAUUAAAGAAUCGCCACUUACAGAUGAUUGCCAUAGGAGGAUCGAUCGGCACUGGUCUCUUUGUUGGAUCGGGUGGUGCUCUUGCGUCUGGUGGUCCUACUGCACUCGUGCUUGAUUUUGCUAUUAUUGGUUUUAUGCUUUUCAAUGUGUGCAUGGCACUCGCAGAGCUAGCUGUUGCCUUUCCUAUAUCUGGCUCAUUCUAUGUUUACAGUUCUCGCUUUCUUGAUCCAGCCUGGGGAUUCGCUAUGGGUUGGAACUAUGCUUUAAAUUGGUUGAUUGUGAUGCCACUUGAAUUAACUGCAGCAGGACUCGUCAUCAGGUAUUGGACAGACUCUGUUAAUAUUGCCGUGUGGAUUACUAUUUUUCUUAUCGCAAUUUUAAUUAUCAAUGUCUUCGGUGUUCGAGGCUAUGGUGAAGUUGAAUUCUAUAUUUCUAUUAUCAAAGUAAUUGCUGUGCUCGGAUUUAUCAUACUCGGUAUCGUUCUUGUAUUUGGAGGUGGUCCAAAUCAUGAAUAUGUGGGUGGAAAAUAUUGGCAUAAUCCAGGUCCAUUCGCAGAUGGAUUUAAAGGAGUUUGUUCCGUAUUCGUUACUGCUGCUUUUGCUUUUUCAGGUACCGAACUGGUUGGGUUAGCAGCUGCCGAGGCUGCAAAUCCUCGAAAAACCAUUCCUCGAGCAACGAAGCAAGUCUUUUGGAGAAUAACGAUCUUUUACAUUGCAUCUUUGGCACUUAUCGGUUGUUUAGUACCUUAUACAUCUCCGCGUCUUCUCGGUGGAUCAUCAAGCUAUGAUGCCUCUGCAUCGCCGUUCGUGAUUGCUAUCGAAAAUGCGAACAUUAAAGUAUUGCCUUCGAUAUUUAAUGCGGUUAUCCUUUGCGCUGUUCUUUCGGUUGGGAAUUCAUCUGUCUAUGGAGCAUCGAGGACGUUGUGUGCACUUGCUGAAUGUAGCCAAGCACCGAAGAUACUCGCAUAUAUCGAUCGUAAAGGUCGCCCACUGUCAGCUGUUGCUCUUUCAAUGCUCUUAGGAUUCAUUGCGUACAUUAAUUGUGCAAACGUGGGCCCAAAAGUGUUUAAUUGGCUACUCGCUCUAUCAGGACUGUCUUCGUUUUUCACUUGGGGUUCCAUAUGUGCAUGUCACGUUAUGUUCCGAUUAGCAUGGAAGCAACAAGGUCAUACUUUGGAGGAGCUUGUCUUUGUAGCACCUUUCGGCAUAUGGGGUAGUUUGGUUGGCCUGGCUCUUAAUAUCCUGUGUCUAAUUGCUCAAUUCUAUAUCGCUGUAUUCCCGCAAGGUGCUCAACCUAAUGCUGAGGGAUUCUUUCAGGCGUAUCUUGCUGCUCCUAUAGUUCUUAUAAUGUAUAUAUUAUGGAAAAUACUGAAGAGAUCGCCAUUCAUGUGGCCAAGUACCAUAGAUCUUGAAACGGGACGACGUUUAAUUGAAACGAGCCAAUUUAUUGAAGAAGAAAGAGCUGAGCGAAUGAGUUGGCCUCUAUGGAAAAGAUUUUAUAAUAAACUUUGUUAA
Rotaria socialis is the source of this 1755-nucleotide messenger RNA. The record is from the annotation of a GenBank genome assembly. NCBI's taxonomy places the organism in Eukaryota, Metazoa, Rotifera, Eurotatoria, Philodinida, Philodinidae.